CCCAGACACACUAAUCUUUGAGUCACUUCCGGUCUGACAACAGUCAGGAAGUGAUGCUAAAAGUAGAGCGGAGUGAGAAUUGUAUUAUUUACUAUGAUGCGGUUUGAAAUGUCAACAGUGCCUAGCCUAGCGUUGCCUUAGUCAGGGGACGCAGCCAAGCAUGGCUCUGAUUGAGGGUGUGGGGGACGAGGUCACCCUGCUCUUUGGGGUGGUGCUCCUGGUGCUAGUACUGGUCCUAGCCUGGGCGUCCACACACACAGCGGAUCCCCCUGAGCACCUGCUCCCUCCUGGCCCAGGGAACACCUCCCCCAGAGAGGCUGAGAGCCAGGAACCCCUCCCUCCCAGCGACAUCACCCCUGCACCCAGCAGCCUGCAGGAGGAGGGGAAGCCAGAGUCAGGGUUACAGGCUGGAGACGAGGGGCCCACCUCCAGCAACACUGGAGACCAGGAAGGAGGAGAGCCCAGUCUACUGCAGGAGGCUGGCUUCGGGAGAGACGGGCUGAGGCACAGAGAUGCUGCGGCCUCCACCCCUUCCUCCACGGCAACGACAGCAAGUGCCUCUGCCCCCGACCAGCCAUCUCCAGCCAACAACACCCCCAACAAUCACACCCAAAGAAACAUGGUCCUGAGGCUCAAGUUCCUCAAUGACACAGAGAGGACGGCCCAAGUAAACCCUGAUGACACCAUUGGCUACAUUAAAAGGACAUACUUCGCUGGGCAGGAGCACCAGGUGCGUCUCAUCUACCAAGGCCAGUUGCUGCAGGACGAUACCCAGACACUAUCUUCUCUUAACCUGGCCGACAACUGCGUUCUUCACUGCCACAUCUCCCAGCAUGCAACGCGAGCAAUGCCGGCUGGGGCACGGGCGGCCGACCAGGUGCACGUGGCGCUGAACCUGGGCAGCCUGAUGCUGCCGCUGUUCGUGCUGAUGCUGUCUGUGCUCUGGUACUUCCAGAUCCAGUACCGCCAGUUCUUCACGGCCCCCGCCACUGCCUCUCUUGUGGGCAUCACCAUCUUCUUCAGCUUUGUGGCAUUUGGGAUGUACCGCCGCUGAGGGGUGCCCCGUUUGUUAGUGAUCCCCCGUGAUGCACGCCACUUAAAUAGAAGUAUAUAUUCACAUAAACGCACAUAUACAGUAACACACACACACACACACACACACACACAAACACACAGACACACACGUGUACCCACACACCCACCACCGCCUACACAUGGACUUUUGAGAUGGAUCUCUGAACUCUUGAAGUUGUUCUCGGGACGAGAUGGCAGAUAUUUAAUAAGUAUCUGAUCCGUUUUCUUUUUUUUUUUUUUUUGUUGAUUUCUUUUUUUGGUCUGUGUGUUUGUAUGUCGUUUUUCAUUAUGUGUUUGGCUCCGCACAUUUUAUGUUUCUGUUACCCAGUUCUUUGCCAUUGUUGUCAGACAUAGAACACACUUUUACCUGUCAUGAACUAACAGUAAUUUCUUAGACUUCUUUUUUUUUUUAUGUAAAGAGACGCUCAUUGUGCCUAUCCUUAUUGCUCUCGUCACACACGCAAGCACUCCGUGAGGAGCUGGAGCUUGCCCCUGUUCUUGGUGGAAGUGGGGAAGAUGACUGGUCUUGUGACUGUCCAAGCUGCUGGCAUGCCCAUCUGCCUGUCUGUCUCACACAGGGUGGUAGAGCAGUGCAGGCAGCACUGCUGUUAUAUGUAGGGACAGUAAGAAUAAUUUGUGUAAAAUAUGGCUUUUGAAACAGACAAAAUCUAUUAAAUCAUUCUUUUAUUUA
This is a messenger RNA of Alosa sapidissima (American shad), 1765 nucleotides long. RefSeq names its product transmembrane and ubiquitin-like domain containing 1 (gene tmub1). NCBI's taxonomy places the organism in Eukaryota, Metazoa, Chordata, Actinopteri, Clupeiformes, Clupeidae. The record is from RefSeq and is a predicted model, not a curated record. The coding region runs from base 161 to 1054 and encodes 297 amino acids. Gene Ontology annotation, molecular function: protein binding. The transcript has 3 exons.